Messenger RNA from Hibiscus syriacus, 3190 nucleotides. RefSeq names its product protein FAM135B-like. The coding region runs from base 330 to 2735 and encodes 801 amino acids. Lineage: Eukaryota; Viridiplantae; Streptophyta; Magnoliopsida; Malvales; Malvaceae. The record is from RefSeq and is a predicted model, not a curated record. The transcript has 16 exons.
AGGAGUAUCUCCGCUUUGUUCAUCUGUGGCUAUAACACCAAAAAGAACUGCAAACCCUAGUCUUGAUCUUUUGUCUCAUACAGAAACAAAAGUUGUAGAUCUGAGCCCAGCUGUUUAGAUUUUGUUUUGUACGGGGACAAAUAAAGACAGUGGAUCGUGUACAGAGUUAUUAGUGUCUUGUUUUUUUUAAUGUGAGGUUGAAUUUUUUCUUUUCUGAUUGUACGAGAGUCAAAAAGAAAGUAAUGUUGUUUUGAGGAGGACCGUGGAUUUUGCUACUUCAGUGUGAGAAAAGAAAGAGGGAUGCAAGAUUUGUUGACAUUUGAUUACAUAUGUUACGACGUAUUGGGUGGUUAAUUGGGUGGAAUAAUAGAGUUGAACAAGUGAAGAAGUUACCUGAUGCAAAACCGCUACCGGCUCAAGUACAGCCGGCUGUCAUGUUGGACACUGUCCAAGAGAUUGCAGUUUACAUCCAUAGGUUUCAUAACCUUGAUCUUUUCCAGCAAGGAUGGUAUCGACUUAAAAUUACUAUGAGAUGGGAAAAUGAACUGUAUACUUCUAUGGGAGCACCUUCAAGAGUCAUGCAAUAUGAAGCUCCAAAUGUUAGUUCUGAUGAUGUAUAUGGAGUGUGGAGGAUCGAUGAUAGCGACAACAGUUUUUCAACAAGGCCUUUUCGAAUAAAAUAUGCCAAACAGGAUGUUCUUCUAUCUAUCUUGGUUGCAUUUAGUCUACCCCUUACUGUCAAUGAGGGUCCUUUCUCAUCGGCUGUCAUUUUGAAGUUUGAGCUUCUCUAUUCUCCUGUAAUGGAGAAAGGUUCUGAGUUUCAGGCUUCUUCAGAUGGUAACCCUGCUGCUGUCCAUGAAUUUCGGAUCCCUCCUAAAGCUCUUUUAGGACUACAUUCCUAUUGCCCUGUUUAUUUUGAUUCAUUCCAUGCUGUUCUUGUGGAUGUAAGUGUUCACACCUGUCUUCUAAAAGUUGGUUCUCACAAGGGUGCAAAGAAAAUACCCAGGGUUUCUUACAGUGCCCCUGGUGCCAUUGCUGGUGGAACUAUCUAUGGAUCUAGUCAGGCACUAGAACGAAUGGCAUCUAUUGACUUGAAACAUACCACGCUUGUUAAGGCAUUAUUAGAUGCUCGUGACACGCUACUUGCAGAGCUAAAAAGAAUUGGCGAUGACAUUAACAAAGGGAUUGAUUUAACUGACUUUACAUCCACAAUGGAUGACACAAAGCUAUCUGGUUCUAUUCUGCAUGCAAAUCUGGGUCAUGCUGAAGUUUCCGGACAAGGCAAGCCACAAAAUGGUCUUGAGGGAGUCAAUAGCAAUUUAGAUGUUCAAUUGCUCCAGAACUUAUCCAAGGAUGAUAUAAUUAAAAUGUUUAAUCUGUGGGGUGAACAAGUGUCAUAUUUGUGGAGCACGUUUCUGAAUUUCCACAGGGAUAACAGAACACAGAUAUUGCAAUUCCUUUUUGAUGCAUGGGCUAAGGAUCGAAGAGCUGAAUGGUCAAUAUGGAUGGUUUAUACCAAUGUUGAAAUGCCUCAUCAUUCUAUAAAUGGUGGUUUUGACGAGCCUUCCCAUCAUCUUGUGCAUAAGAGAGGUCCAAGUUUGUUGAAGUUAACCGAUGAUCCUGCAGAGUUAGCAACUAUGCGGGCUGAGCUUCAUCGGCGAAGUAUUGGACAAAUGAGGAUUAACAAUCGAUCGAUCCAAGACAUGCAAUUAUUUGGAGAUCCUUCAGGAGUUCCUAUUGUAAUUAUGGAACGUGUAAUAACUACACCUCGUCGUUCUAUCAGUGAUAACUCAUACUUGAGGAAUUUAGAUGUAAUGAAUUUAGCUACCACAAGCACUUUUCCUGAAGCCGGAAAGAACCAAUCAAGUACAAGUGCUGGAGAGAGUGGGCAUGACUUGAAGAUUGUUGUCUUUGUGCAUGGUUUUCAGGGUCAUCAUCUGGAUUUGCGACUUGUUAGGAAUCAAUGGCUUUUGAUAGAUUCCAAGAUUCAUUUUCUUAUGUCAGAGGCAAAUGAAGAGAAAACAUCGGGAGAUUUCAGAGAUAUGGGACUAAGGCUUGCACACGAAGUGAUUGCUUAUGUUAAAAAGAAAAUGGAUAAAGCUUCAAGAAAUGGAAACUUACGAGAUAUCAGACUUAGUUUUGUCGGACACUCUAUUGGAAACAUUAUAAUAAGAACAGCAUUAGCAGAGACUAUCAUGGAACCUUACCUUAGGUUCCUCCAUACAUACGUAUCUGUGUCUGGGCCACACUUGGGAUAUCUAUACAGUUCAAAUUCUUUGUUUAAUUCCGGGCUGUGGCUUCUGAAGAAGCUCAAGGGGUCACAGUGCAUUCAUCAACUAACUUUCACAGAUGACCCAGAUAUCCGUAACACUUUUUUCUUCAAACUUUCUAAGCAAAAAACUCUGGAUAGUUUCAAGAAUAUAAUCCUCCUUUCGUCACCCCAGGAUGGUUAUGUCCCGUAUCAUUCUGCCAGAAUUGAGUCAUGCAGGGCAGCAUCAUCCGACUACUCCAGAAAGGGAAAAGCUUUUUUGGAAAUGUUGAAUGAAUGCUUAGACCAGAUACGUGCACCUACCUCUGAGAAUCGGGUGUUUAUCCGUUGUGAUGUCAACUUUGACACAUCCAUGUAUGGAAAAAACUUAAAUACUUUCAUUGGACGAGCUGCUCAUAUAGAGUUUUUGGAGUCGGAUAUUUUUGCUCGCUUCAUAAUGUGGUCAUUUCCAGAACUAUUUCAAUAAACAUAUUACAGGAGUCCGACUUUUAUUGAUCCGCCUUCUCAAGCCUGGUAUCCAGAUCAGUCGCUAUUUGCGGAGCCUGCAAUCAAUGUUUCAAGUGUCCAAGCAUCACAAAUGAGCAAAAUUUGCAGGAGGGACAGGUGCGUUGACCGAUUGUAGCCCCUGUAAAGUAGCAUUGUUGAAGAUGCUUCUGUGGAAAGGUUGUAUCUUUGAUCUAGAACAGUCCUUUUCCACUACCACGGAGUUUUGUUGGCAUCAAAAAUGCUGAGUUUAGAAUGUGGAAGCUCUUUACAGUAGAUAUUGUUUAGAAAAAAACUAGCAAUGUAGAAGAAAAAUCGAAUAGGCUAGUUUGUUGUUUGGGGUUGUAGUGAAUGACCAAGUACUUUCCGAUAUUGGGGAAUGAUCAUGUUUAUGUACGUAAGCAUGCAGACGAAGCAUUCAGCAGACAGUUGAUUUUA